Hymenoscyphus albidus is the source of this 1616-nucleotide messenger RNA. NCBI's taxonomy places the organism in Eukaryota, Fungi, Ascomycota, Leotiomycetes, Helotiales, Helotiaceae. The record is from the annotation of a GenBank genome assembly.
GGCAAAAACCCACAGGCCGAGAUUCAUCGAAGGCUGGUGCAGCUGCUUCAGCCUCUGCUGAUUCGCGGAAAGCACCGAGUGAGGAGUGUACCGAGUACGUCAUGCUGCGCCCAUCCAGUGAACUGUGCUGGGCUUCUGGAAGGACCAUGACCCAGACAUCACCCAUGAUCCAUGGCCGAACACGGCCGGGACCAGGCAACCAUCUCCAAUUCGCCGGGCGGGGUUGGUGGGUCGUGCUUGCCGUUGUAAAGUGCUGCCAAGUCUUGAAUAAAUCCGGGGUCAAGGUUGCAAACCGGAUCAUCCUCAGGGCCUCCAGGUCUUCAUCAGCUCAACACCUGCACCAGCCCGAUUUCCAUAUCUUUGGAUCCUUUGACCCAACAAAAAGUCCUUCUCAACCUCCAAUCCUAGAGCCUCAUACAACAACAACACCACCAACGCUCGUACAGUAAGUCAUACCAGUCAUUUCUUUGUGCUUAUUUGGGAUCUGCUGGCAAACACACGCCCGGCGCUUGGGGCCAUGGCAGUCAAUGGCUAGAGGUGCUCUGACUGGGAUGGAGCCAGACAACUUCGAGUUUCAACACACGCUUGAUGAAAGCUUAUCGAGCAACACUACAAUACUUGACCAACACCUGUCGACUCAAGCGUUGAUUGUUGUAUUGUUCCACAAUCAUUCACAAGCCUUCAUUCCUCUAUACCAUUCCCUGCGACAAAUUGUACGCAGAUCUAGACGAUCACCGAGCAUCGUAAUUUCAGAGAACUGACUAUGGUCUUCAGAACUUCCUCCCAGUCUCAUACAAGUACCUCAGAAUCGUCACUUCUUCUGGACGAAUUUGCAACCACGAUCCGCCAGGAACGCCGUCGCAGCAUCAGCAGCACAAAACUAAAGAAGAAUCGUCGAAGUGGAUAUUGGAACAUCGGAGAGUACGAGGUGUCUCACCACUUUCACGGUUUUGACGGGGAUUACUGUAAUACGAAGAAGGACAAAAUAAUCAUCAUGAGCCGACAAUACAUCCAAGAGCCAGAAAAGAGAGAGGUGUCCAAGACUGGUUUUCAUGAACCUUUCUGCGGAGGUAAUUCAAGCCACACCGCAUAUGUUCAUGGGAGCGAAGACUGAUGAUAUCACAGACAGAAACACCACUCGUCCUCAUCCACAAGCCAUAAUAGGGCCCAAUGCAAUCAUAACAGCAGAAAACAUCCCAAAACUACGACAUCGUAAUCCUUCGUCCUUUUUCUCAAAACGUAAAGGCAAAGCUACGAGCCAUGGAAAGAUCUUGAUGUCCGAGUACGACACGUCAAAUGUCAGUAGUAUUGCAGAGGAAACAUCUGUACAGGAAAACAAACUCGCCAGUAAACAUAAAAGAGAUAGUGGUAUACAUAUCGAUAGUAUGGACAGUAGCCGACAAAGUUCUUCAGACAAGAGUGAUCAAAGCAUACGCAGUCGAUCAUCAAGCUCAAGUUCCGAGGACUCUGCGAAAAGUCGCAGCCGAAGACGGAAGAUCUUGAGUAAAUUCAAGUUUUAGAGAAUUUGCACUUGCAAAAGUUAACGAUUAAUGACGGAGGCUCUUUCUGAGAAAAUUGCAACAUUUUUAGCAUUGGUGUUUGGGGUAUCACAGGCA